Messenger RNA from Achroia grisella, 6245 nucleotides. RefSeq lists its product as uncharacterized. The record is from RefSeq and is a predicted model, not a curated record. Gene Ontology annotation, molecular function: protein-containing complex binding. The transcript is spliced from 28 exons. NCBI's taxonomy places the organism in Eukaryota, Metazoa, Arthropoda, Insecta, Lepidoptera, Pyralidae.
AUGACUAGUGUUUCGAGAGACGAUGAUGAUCAAGACGAAGCUGAUGAUUCGUAUGAAGAUAAGCCGAUACAGUGGAGUGAUUUAAUUUUUCUCCCAUUUCACCCUGUUUUCAAGAUCAUAGUUUUAUUCAGCGUCAUUCUGAAGACGUCAUUGGGGCCCAUACAAUCUGUACAUCCAAUUGUUUACUGCUCCGACGUAAUGGAUACUAACUGGUUUACAUCUAUUUUGAAGUACUACUAUCUGUAUUUGGGUGAUUUGCUAUACUUCACAGAUACCUUACUUCAUAUUAUACACAGGCAAGUCAUAGAGAAGGCAAUGAGACGUGAAUACCUACCAAAAUCAGCAUUUUUCCUAAUACUGGACAUGAUAUCGUUAAUACCAUGGUUUGAGAUUAUCAACUCGGAUGUAUGUCCAAAAGUUCAAUUGUGGCCAAAUGUCUUAGCUUUCAUUGAGUUUGUUAUCAUUUACAGGGUUGUAGAAUAUUUUUCUUUAGUAACAACUCAUUCAUUUUGGAAAUUGUUGUGCGGUUUCACAAUUUUAACCCUAAUAUGUGUAAACUGUAUUUGUUGUUUUUGGUUACUAUUGACUGUUGAAGGAUUGUGUGCAAAUUGUAGGAAUGGUAUAUACGAUUGGAGAAAAUUUGUUAUGCAUAAGCUGAAUGAAACUGACGAAGGAUAUACGACCUAUGUUUAUGGAUAUUCAUACGUAUUGUCUUUUGUUGUAAACAUAAUAUAUGAUGAAACAAAGCCUUCCACUAUAGUAGAAUAUUUAUUUGUGAUUAUAUUUAUGAUUUGCGGUUAUAUAUUAGACAUAUGUGUUGUUUUGCCAAAGUUAUUUGCUGAAUCCAUAUUAUCGCUUAGAAGAAUUUGCACAUAUCAUCCGCAAAUAGUAAAAAUAGUAGGCGAAACUCGUAGGAGGAAUCCGGUGCCUGAUGCCCAUAUUAGCGUCAAAAACUUUUACAAACUUAUGUGGAACAAACGAAACGGAAUUACUUGUAUACCUCCUAUUAUAAGUGAGUUGCCACGAUACUUAAGACUGGAUAUAAGACAAGAUCUUGUAUGGCCUGUUUUUUAUCACAGCCCUUCUUUUAGAAAAACUUCAAAUCCACUUAAAAGAUGGCUAUGUGAAUUUAUACGGUACGAUUACAAGCUACCAGGAGAAAAAAUAUUUGCUGGACUUCAUUGUCACACCAAUUUGUAUUAUCUAAAAUCUGGAAUUGUACAAUUAAUGUCCACUGAUGAUGGCAUUACACCUUUAAUAUCUGUAACAAGUGGAACUAUAUUUGGAGAUAUCAGUUUUUUUGUACCUCCUUUAAAAAGAAAAGUAACUGUUCGAUGCCUUACUUAUUGUGAAGUUCUUUACAUAUCACGUUACGACAUUUUGAAAGGUUUACAUAAAUAUCCACAUGAUAGAGAAGAAGUUAUUAAACUAGCCCAAAAUAGGAUGAAGCAUGCACGGUUAUUGUAUACGUGCAAGCAACAUGUCAAAGGUUUAGAUAUAACCGAAGACGAAGGUAUAGCCUGGAUCAAGAGACGUUGGUGGGAAAUAUCUGAUGCAAUUGCAAAUUUUAGAAAAAAAGGCAUCAAUAGACCGAUAGAUAAAUAUGAGCUUCCAGCAGAAGAAACAAUUUACCAUUGCGCUAAGUAUAUUGGACAGUUGGUGCUUUGUAGCGAUGCACAGUUACAUACAAAGUCGCUAUUUACAAAAGAUGCAUUUCCGUGGCUAUUAUCACCUGAUUCCACAUUUGUUCAUGUCUGGCAACUUAUUGUUUUAACUACAGUUUUUUUUGUUAUAAUUUUGUAUCCUCCUAAUAUAGUAAGAUACGAAAUGAUGAAUUGGUUCACAUUUUUUAAAUAUUGGACUGAUUUCAUAUAUGCUACUGAUUUAUGUAUAUCUAUGUUUACUUCAAUAGCUAAACAUGAUAAAUAUGAAACUAACUUUAUUGGAGUUAUGUUUGCUCGCUGCAAGAGCCUCAGUUUUAUUUUAGAUGUCUUAGCAACUAUAUGGAUAGAAAAUAUAGUUGUUAUUAUUGGAAUACCAGAAUAUUACCAUGCUAGUCAAUUUAAUAGAUUAAUAAAAGUUUACAUGUUAUUCUGGUCAGACUUGACACCGCAUAAUUAUAACAUUACAAGCAACCCAAAGCAUAGAAUAUAUUGCAAUAUGGCUUUAAUGCAUUUCUCCUUUGCGUACAUUGUUGGUCACAUUGUUUUUAUGCUAUCGAAAUAUAUACCUGACCUAACUGUAACUUACUUUUUCGGUCUACAUCCUUGUGGAAUAGCCCCAAAGAUUCGUAAUGAUAGCAAAUGUGAUCCAGCAGAUACUGAUCUUUUUGCUAUUGCAAUUGGAUGGACAUUUGAACAAUUAUUUUUAGAAUAUUUGCCACAUAAUUUGGCAGAUAUUUAUGGUGCGAUGACAGUCACUUACCUUGGUUUUCUGACUUAUAUGUUUUGUAGAUCUAGAUUUAUUGCAUUUCUUUACUUAAAAUAUAGAGAGGUAAUUAAUUACCAAUUUUUUGUAACUAACUUGAAGAAAUAUUACGAACAUCAUAAAAUCCACCCAGAUCUUAUGAAACGUUUGAACAGAUAUUUAGAUUGUCACUGGAAAUAUUAUAAAGGAAUAGAUGUGAUGCACCCAAAUCUAUUAAAAGACGAACCUUAUGAUAUAUAUUGGAAGGUUCAAGGUGAAGUUGCAGAAAAAAUAAUUAAUCAGUCUUUAGCGUUCGAUGGUGCUGAAUCUUCGCUAGUAAGAGAACUCGCUUAUGCUGCAAAAUUUUUAAUAUUGCCGAAAAGUGCUACAUUAUUUUUAUUUGGUAGUACGUGUAAGAAUGUUACGUGGAUAAUUCAGGGUUAUGUGAAAAUCGAGUACCAUAACGAAGAAGGGGAGCUACUCAAGACGUUUUAUGGGCCUGGGCAAAUGGUGUCUGUAACCUCAGUUUUGCUUGGGCAACCCUCGCAACGGACUUAUAGUUCGUGCACUGAAUGUGAGAUUUUAUACAUCAAGCUAGAGGAUUUUUUCAAUAUUAUCAAACGUUAUCCCAAUGAAUGGUCGUAUUUUCAAAAUUGUAUACAUGAAUAUAGACCGCUUUUUCAACAGCUAUUUCAAGCCAAUGUCAAGAAACACAAAGAGGUGCAAUAUUUUUUAAAUUACCAAGAGAAAAUUCGUGAUCAUAUUCUUCAUAGACAUGGCAAUAAACCACUGGUUCGUAAAGAACCGACAGAACAGUUAGGAUAUGAGGAAGACGUGGUAUGGUCGUCAUUAAAAUCCGAUUACUCUCUGCACCCUGAAUCUGACUUCAUCAAAUAUUGGAUGUUAUUUCGUGCUAUUACCGUUAUAGUAUCUAUAGCAACUGCAUCUUUACAAGGAGGGAGCGGUGCAGUAAUCAAAUGGCCAUUGACUAUUAUCAGUAUUUUUUGUGACUGUGUUGCAUAUGUUGAUAUCAUGCUAAAGUUAUUCUUACCUUACUACAAUGAAAAAGGCAUUCUAAUAUACAGUAAACGUAAAUGUUUAUGGAACUACCUAUCGCGAGGAUUUUUAAUGGACGUCAUUGGUGCUUUACCUGUGUUCGAGUUCUUUACGCUCGUAAUGACUAAGACGAUGUCGAACGAUCAAGCUAUGUUUAUGAAUACCGUUUGUAAAUUUGCACAUUUAUAUAUUUUGACUGGAUAUUUUAAUUAUAUUGCUGAUGCACCGUCCAUGAAUAGUGGUUAUCUGCUGAUAAUUAAAUGGCAAAUAGUGACGAUACUAAUAAUGCUGGGUGGAAGCCAUUAUCUGAUCAAUCAUUGUAUUGAAUUCACGUUUGAUGCAAAAUACAAGCUUAUUCACAUGGCUCGUAGAAAUUCCUGUUGGAUUCCAUCAUACAUGAUUUUAGAUAAAGAACCAACAGUGCAACAAUUGCAUGUAUUGUUUGCCGAAAGCAUAAAUUUAGCACAAUCGGGACUUAUGAAAAUGAACUUGGGUAAGUUUCGAAUAGACCGAGUUAAUCUAGGCGUUGGCUUCACUCUGUUCACAUUUGGAAUUUUGUUUUGGUAUGUAAUAUGCUAUUCCCUAACAAUCCUAGUGCUUAGUUCUCGAGGGGAUACUUUAUAUCAACACGGUGUUAGUCAACUGAGGAGAUUUUUACAAGCUGAAAGAGUCGACAAAAAACUUAUUCACCAUGCUAUGGCCCAUUUUAGUUACUGGUGGAUAAGAACUAAAGGCAUCAAUAUACAAAACUUAAUGAAUAGGCGUAUUGGAGUCGUAUUUAGACAAGAUUUAAGUUACUACUUCUUUAAAAAAACGUUUAUAGCUUUGGAUACUAUUAUAAACUGUGGAGAAUCUCUUAGUCGGCAACUAUCCAGUGUUUGUUCUCAAGUGUAUUAUUUGCCUUCACAAGAGAUUGUAAGAGAAAUGGACUUAAACCCACAGGUUUUUAUUGUCCAUAGAGGCAAAGUUAGCAUAAGUCAGGGCGAGGAGAAACUGGCUGUUCUCACCAAAGGAGCAAUAUUUGGUCAGCUUAAAGGCACUGUACCGCGACCAAUUCGUAUUUCAGCUAUUGCCGAUGGGUAUACAGAUAUUUUGCAAAUACCCGUAAAACAGUUUCAUGAUUUUAUUAGCGAUGAGGUAAGGGAAACUAUAGCUCAUAACUAUCAAUCUGAAGAUGACUAUAUGGCUACAAAGAAACGUUAUCACGAAAAUCCAUAUAACACCGUAAGAUAUAUUCUUCGUGGUCGGAAAACUAUAAAACUUCCAUGGAUGGUACUGCCAAUGGAAGCACGUAGUAGGACUUGGUAUUCAAAGUGGCUGGCUGUGGCUUGGUUAUUUGGACCAUUCUCUUCAGCCGUUAUUGUUCUCAUACUUAAUACAUUGCCAAUAGAUUUUAGAAGAAAUGUAAUUUGGAUAUUAGUUGCUCUAGAUCUUCUGCACUUGGCGCAUUUCUUAUCAGAAUUUUAUACCAUGGAGCUGAUGGUCAUUGGUGAUAAAUGCAUAAAUCGGGUGGUUGGUUUUCGAAUGCUAAAGAAUUGGAUGUUCUAUGUUGACGUCUUAUCUCUUAUAUUUCCUAUGAUAACUUUAGUAACUGGCGAUUGGACAUAUCAGAUCGCCAGGUUACUGAGGCUACAAUUAUUGUAUCAGUUCCAUAAACAUUUUUGUAGAAGUUUUAAGAGCAAGGCGGCGCCACUUGUGAUGAAAUUCAUAAUUUUAUUUUUACUACUGCAUUCUAUGACAUGUGGGUGGAUAUACGUCGCAUGUAGGAGUGAGUUUAUGUGAACUGAUUUUCCUGUACCUGUAUUGGAUGUACCACCAGACAUUAAUAAAACUAUAGAUUAUCAAGAGUGGCAAAACCCAAAGGAUAGACAAGGAGGUUGCGCAAGAAUAACAAGAAAUUUUAAUUAUGAGAAUCAAUCAAGAGUGAGUUUUCUGGUACCAAAAAGUUGGCAAGACGAUUACGUAGUUGCAUUAACAUUUAUUAUACUUCUGCAUACACAUACUGUUUUGGACACUGUAAUGCCACUAUCAAUAACAGAAAUUUAUUACAAAGUCUUUAUAAAUUUCUUCAUAUAUUUGAUUGAUAUAUGGCUGAUGAGUGUAGCAGUGAGUGCAGUUUACACGACCUACCGGGAACUGUAUCAAUAUGACUACAAUGUCUCUAAUCUAAUAUCCUAUUUGAAGCAUAGUGGAUUGUCACCGGUGCUGCUGAAAGCUGUAAUGAAGUAUACCAAACAGUUAUGGAGAAGGCAAAGAGGUAAUUGGCUACCAGAAUUAGCUCAUCAAGCACCAAUGUGCCUUCGUGAAGAUCUUCUCAGUGCUUUGUAUAUGUAUCACAUACAAACCCCGCCAUUAUUUCGUCUACUGCCUAAAUACUUUGCAAGACAACUCGUCGCAAGGGUACAAAGAAUUGUGGUUUUUCCUAACAAAUGUAUUGUACAAGAAGGUGACAUAUUUUCAUGUAUUUAUUUCAUACACGAAGGCGAAGUAGAAAAAUGGUUCACCGAUUCUAAUGGUGAAAAGAAGAUGACGGCACUACUUUCCUCCAAUGGAUACUUUGGGUUCAUACCUGGUCUUUUUCCAAAUACACCGUUUCAAUUCACGUAUUAUGCACGCACGGUUGUGGACUUGGUAUACCUCCGUCUCUCUGAUUGGCAGGACCUUCUGAAUGCUUUCCCCGAUGUGAAACAAAAGUUGUAUAUAGGAGCUAGACAACUAAAAAAGGAUAUUUUGAAAUGAUUGUAACUUCACGCUUUCAUGUAAUGAAGAUAUUUUAAUUUUAU